Messenger RNA from Heterotrigona itama, 1221 nucleotides. Lineage: Eukaryota; Metazoa; Arthropoda; Insecta; Hymenoptera; Apidae. The record is from the annotation of a GenBank genome assembly.
UUGCAAUUGCGUAAUCUGUACUCUAAUAUAUCAAUGACGUAAUUAUGAAUACACAACAAUAUGCAUUUUAGCGCAGGUAGUCUAGAAGCAGUUUACUCUUAUCGUAUUUAAGAAUGAAUUAACUAAUAUAAUAAAUAUAAUAUAAGUUCAAAAAAUCAUAUGAAUGUAUGUUGAUGAAUUCUUUUAACAUUACACAUUAUCUUUGGAUAGAAAAUUGCCUAGUCAGGCACGUCAUCUACGAUUAAAUUCAUUACAAGCAAGUGAUCGUUGAGUACGAUCUAUAUCAUUAGUUUUCGCAAUACCUCUAGUUAGUUAUCUGCAACACGUUUGCUAACAUUCUUUACGAUUUUGUUACAUACUAUGUUAUCACAAAAUAUAUUAGUUCGAACUGGAAAUAUACUUUCCUUAAAUGAGGCAAAAACAAAAGCAAGUCAAAAUCCUACAGAUGAGAUUCAAGGUAUAGAAGAUACUGCAUUGAAAGACAUCAAUAGAGAAGACGUUAAAAUAACUGUGAAAGUAUUUAUUUCAUCACCUGAUGUAAAUUUACUCAAAGAAGCUAUAGAUCAAGUCUGUAAUUCUCUAAACAUAAAUGCAAUUGAAUCUUUGGUAAUUGCUUAUUUAAGCAAGGAAAAUCCAGAAGAAUUAUUAGCAUCAUUGAAACAUCUGUGGACUGGAGUAGAAGAGUAUGUGAAGAUUGGCAAAUUAUCAAGUGUUGGUUUAAGUGAUGUCAACACAAAUAUGUUUAUUGACUUAUUUCAAUGGGCAAAUAUAAAACCAAAUAUUGUACAAAUUAGUUUAGCUACAUGUUGUGUUGUACCACCAGCUUUGCAGACAUUCAGUAAAGAAAAUGAUAUACAAUUAUUAACACAUAAUGAUCCUGGACAAAUUCUACCCGAAGAAGAUCUAAAUGGAAUAUUCAAUGCUAAUACAAAUUUAUAUUGGGUUACAAGAUACCAAAUUCAUCUAAAAUGUCGUGGUAUUUUGUCUUCAAAAGGUUAUUUAGUAUACGUUAGCAAAAAAACUAAGAAGAAUCGUUUCAUUUAUUGGUCAAUGAAGAAACAAAGUGUUAAAUGUGUAAACGUCGGAUUGAAUUCAAACUAUACAUUAGCUGAAGAUCACUUCGUUAAGUCAACCAUCCUCUUCUGUCGCGUUAGGUUGAACCGCAUAUUACAGUCGGGUGGUACAAAGCAAAUUCGAGGCCCAGCUUCGAGCAAAUACUAA